Messenger RNA from Pseudomassariella vexata, 2860 nucleotides. RefSeq names its product S-adenosyl-L-methionine-dependent methyltransferase. Lineage: Eukaryota; Fungi; Ascomycota; Sordariomycetes; Amphisphaeriales; Pseudomassariaceae. Gene Ontology annotation, molecular function: tRNA (cytidine-N5)-methyltransferase activity; tRNA binding. The record is from RefSeq and is a predicted model, not a curated record. Bases 61 to 2703 code for a protein of 880 amino acids. The transcript has 2 exons. Gene Ontology annotation, cellular component: nucleus; cytoplasm. Gene Ontology annotation, biological process: tRNA methylation.
GAAGUAUCUACCGUCGUUCCUGAAGUCAACAACAGUAACUUCCGACACCCAGUCCAGACAAUGGGUCGCAAAAAUUCCAGAGGAGGUCGCAAAGGCGGCGGUCCCAGUCGCGCACCCCGCGGUGGAGGAGGAGCAGGCGGCGACCGCGCUGCUUCAUACCGAUCGUAUCCUGACGUUGUCAAGGAGCACGAAAAGCUCGAGCGGUACUACAACACCAUCAUCCCACUUGACGAUGAUGAGAGAGUCAAGUUCUGGGACGCUCUGAAGAGAGAAUUGCCCAACUCGUUCCGCUUCUGCGGUUCCAAAGGACACGCGUUGGCCGUCAAGAGAUUGCUCGAAACCAGAUAUGCGCCCGAGAUCGUUAAGAUCGAGCGCUACGAUGGACAGACUGUCCAGGCCCCGCAGCCCAUCUCAUGGUAUCCCGACCAGCUCGCCUACUCUAUGAACACCCCCAAGCAAGUUAUUCGCAAGUUCCCUCCCUUCGCCGCCUUCCAGAAGUUCCUCGUCUCCGAGACCAGCGUGGGAAACAUCAGUAGGCAGGAGAUUGUCAGCAUGAUACCGCCCUUGCUGAUGGACAUUGCGCCCGGCAUGACCGUCUUGGAUCUGUGCGCUGCUCCCGGAAGCAAAGCCGCACAGCUUUUAGAGAUGAUCCACGUGGGAGAGGAAGCUAGAGUGCGCAAAGUCAUGGGGUCAUUUGGCGAAACGAAGGUCGAGCCCGCGAACGAUGAACCAGCCGAUCUCAGCAUAGACUCUGGCGACGACGGAAGAGCAACAGGACUUUUGGUUGCUAACGAUGCCGACUACAAGCGCAGCCAUAUGCUUGUUCACCAGCUCAAGCGACUUUCUUCACCCAAUUUACUCGUUACCAACCACGAUGCCACCCUUUACCCCUCUAUCAGGCUCCCACGAGACCCCGCCAACUCUCAUCAGGGUGUAUACAUGAAGUUCGAUCGGAUUCUUGCCGAUGUGCCCUGUUCCGGAGACGGUACGCUGAGAAAAAACAUGAACCUGUGGAAAGACUGGCAACCUGGAAAUGCUCUCGGUCUUCAUAUUACUCAGGUCAGAAUCUUAGUCCGGGCGCUUCAGAUGUUGAAGGUUGGUGGAAGGGUCGUGUAUUCGACUUGCAGCAUGAAUCCAGUCGAGAACGAAGCUGUUGUCGUUUCUGCCAUUGAGCGAUGCGGUGGACCUACCAAAGUUGAUAUCAUCGACUGCAGUGACCGGUUAACUGGCCUCAAGCGUGUCCCCGGUAUGCACCAGUGGUCGGUAAUGGACAAGACAGGCCGCAUUUGGAACAACUUUCAGGAAGUCCAACAGUUCGCACUGACCAAGGACGACGGGCUCCUGCCUGGAAAGGUGUCUGAAACCAUGUUCCCACGAUCUGAUGAGAGUGACUGCUCGGGUCUUCCUCUAGACCGCUGUAUGCGAGUCUACGCGCAUCAACAAGAUACUGGAGGAUUCUUUAUCACUGUCUUGGAGAAGAAGAGUGAGAUCAAAGCGAAGCCCGAGGCAACACAGACCAAACCGGAAGUGAAGGCUACUAAUAGCACCGGCGAAGAGGCGAAGGAGGAAGUGGCAGCGAAGCUGUCAAUAGAAGAGUCGAAGGCUGCCGAAGGGAAGCCGACUGAUGUCCUUCCAACAAGCGGCACUAAGAGGCCUAGAGAGUCUGACGCAACCAAAGAACAGCCAGAUGUGAAGAAGACAAAGACCGAAACAACCCCUGAGGAUAGCACUCAAGUCAUUUUAGCAACAUUGCCCGUCCCUGAAGUGGAUCCGGCCAAGGCAGAAUCUGAUAUCGACAUCAAGAGUUCUACGAGCAACACCCCCAAACCGCAGACACAACUGCCAGAGCGACGCAAGGGUCCCGGUGGUGCCUUCGAGGAGCCGUUCAAAUACAUUCCUGCUGACCAUGAAGUCGUUAAGUCUAUUCAAAGCUUCUACAACAUUUCCCCUCGCUUCCCUUCGGACCGUUACAUGGUACGGAAUGCGAUGGGGGAGCCUGCCAAAGCAAUCUACUACACAAGCUCGCUUGUUAGAGAUAUCCUGGUGGAGAAUGAGGGCCGCGGCAUGAAGUUUGUACACGGUGGUGUGAAAAUGUUCAUGAAACAGGAUGCGCCGUCUGCAGAGGUAUGCCGCUGGCGCAUCCAAUCCGAGGGCAUGCCAAUAAUUGACGGAUACGUUGGGCCUGAACGCACAAUUCGUCUGACGAACAAGGAGACGUUCCAUAAGCUGCUCAAGGAGAUGUUUCCCAAGUUCGUAGACGGUGACUGGGUGAAGCUCAACGAGAUAGGCGAGCAAGCUCGAGACAUUGGUAUGGGCUGCUGUGUCCUCAGAGUCGAGCCGGACGGCACGGACCCUGAUUUCUCUGAGCGCAUAGUCCUACCAUUGUGGAAGAGCUUUCAGUCGCUGAACCUGAUGCUACCUAAAGAGGAUCGGUCGGCGAUGUUGCUGCGGUUAUACAACGACACCACGCCAGUCAUCAACCAGACGUUGAAAGAAAAGGCGAAGAUGGAGGCUAACGCAGAAGAAGCCAAGCCUGAGGUGAAAGACGAAAAGACGGAGAUUCACAAUGGUGGGAACACAUCUUCCGAGGAUGGUAAGACAGAGUCAUCCUCAGCUAAAGUCGAGGUUGACAGCGAGAUACCUAAUGGAGACGCAAUGAAACUCGAGGAGGACGACGCUGAGAAUAAGACGACGGCUACCUAGGAAGAGUUGUCAUCAAUCUCCGUUCCAGACGAGCCGCAGAUCGGACAUAUGGAUCCCACGCUUGCAUAUCAAGCAGAAUUGUGAGACCUCACGGAAGACUAUCUUCGCGUGGUACGAGAUUUAGGACCAUGACUUCCCAUGGUGCAAGUGGUUGUAC